UAGCCGAGCGUUGAGACACACUUCAUUGGUGGUAUAGCUGACUUUUGAAUCUAGUGCCAAGCCAUGACAGAUACAAACAUUGUUACUCCAAAUUCCAGUUCACUUUAUUCCGCACGACUUCCAUGAACUUCUGAACAGACGGCUAAAAUUCGAACAGCGCAGAAAGUUUCUUGAAAUCGCCUACGCCUUUUCUUUUUGCUGCAAGAACACUUGAAUUAUAUCACAAGUAAAUAAGAAAGGUUUCGCAACUACCGACUGUUUUCGCGUCCAGUUGGUACCCAGGCAACACUAUGCUGCCCGAAAUACUUCAUAUGGUGAUGAUUGUGGCCACCGUGACCUCGACAAUGUCGAUCCAAGUAGUAGGAUCGGUUUGGACCCCAUCGACCGGCAAAUGCCUCACUGACGAACAACUAGCGGCGGUAGGGCUCAACACGGUGCAAAAACCAGCGCGUUCAUUUUUGCACGACAAUAAAGCAGUGGAACUGAGACUGGAAGCAUCAGAUAGAGUCACUCACCAACUAUCGACUGCCGUAUUUGCCAUAUUCAUCCGGGAAGUGCUCGGCUACCGCAGCGUCACCAUAACCAAGCGGCGAGACGCUUUCAAUGUGUCGGCUGUGCUGACACGUAUGACAGGAUGCUCCAAUCCUAUAAAUUGUGAUUCGGCCGAGUUGCAGUCGGAAUCCUUCGUGCCGGAAACCAUGAUCAACUUGGAAGUUUGGGUCCCACUCGGAUACAACAUGGAGCAAUGGUCGGCUUCCGGUAACUUGGAAGAGUGCGGCUUAUUGGGACCUGGUGGAAGGUUCGGAUGGUUCAUGCCCGAGUGGACGAGCCAUCGUAUUCCGAUUGCCGAUCACUGGCGAAGUCUUCAAGACCCGAAGAUCGCAUCGCAUUUUGACGUCGACAUCCAAGAGAUGAGUCAAUUGGCCGAAUUCACAAAGGAUCCCUCCACCGGAAGGUACUAUUGCGAUGCCAAUUAUUGCGACAAUGGCGUUUUCUAUCCUGAUUAUUGCCGCCCAGACAUUUAUGGAAAUAUUCCACCGUGUGCCGUCCUUUUAGCUGAAUAUCCAGAUUACAUGGGUUUUUUGAUCAAACAAAUUCCCUCACUUAAACUACUGGUGAAAGUCGUGUGGCUCGGCCCCAAUGCCGAUCGAAUUGUUCGUGAUUUCGUCAGUGACGCCAAGCGACGCAAGUCCGGACGUUCCAUCAUGUUUUUCGCAUGGCGUCCGAGCACCAUUACCGAGAGCGAUGAUUUCCUCAGCUUGUCUUUCCCACAAUGUGAAACUUUGUCAACGCCCGAUAGCGACAUGAAAUGUGCUUACGAGUUCCAGCGCUUCGAAAAGGUCGCCUGGUCCUAUCUUAAGAAGGGCGCCAAGCUCGUCUUCGAGGCUCUUCAGCGAGUCUUCUUCACCCAGGAAGAGUACACGGCAAUGUUGCGAUUAUACAAUAAAAGACAGGAAGAAGAAUCGCAGGUGGACAAAAUUGCGUGCGACUGGAUGAAAGAGAACCCGCAAGUUUGGUCGCAAUGGAAACCUUCCGAUUUAAACGUUAAAAUGGAGCUGUACAUCGGUGGGAUCUUCCCUAUCAGCGGACCGUCGUAUAAGAGCGGACCCGGAAUGGUGCCAGCUGCCCAAAUGGCCGUUGACGCCAUCAAUCGAAACGAAACCAUCCUGAGGGACUACGAUCUGAAAUUGCUCGUCGCCGAUGGCCAGUGCUCAGCCGACAUGGUCAUGAAGAGUUUCAUUGAUUAUCUGCGCUUCAAACAUUUUAACCACAUGGUUGGCAUUCUGGGUCCGGCAUGUUCCGAAACAGUGGAAUCCGUGGCGGGAGUUUCAAAACGUUUUAAAACUAUCGCCAUUAGUUACAGCGCUCAAGGAUCGAGUUUCUCCGAUCGGGAUAAGUUUCCUUAUUUCUUCCGCACGAUCGGCGAGACGGGCCAAUUCAAAUACGUCUUUUUAACUCUGCUCCAACAACUUGGCUGGAAACGUGUGGGCGCUUUGAUGAGCGACGGCAAAAAAUACUCUGAUUACGUGACAACUGUGCAAGAUUACGCAGAAAGUAACAAAAUCACGUUUGUUACUACCCGUAAAAUAACGAGCAGCUCUUCUCUCGAGUAUUUAAAGGAUCUCAAAGCAAAAAGAGUCAAGAUCAUCGUCGGCGAAUUCGAUGAAGAACGGGCUUGCGAAGUCAUGUGUCAGGCCUACAGACUCAACAUGACGGCCAGGGAGGGCUACAUCUGGUUUUUACCAAAUUUCAAUUCUGAACUCUUUCAGAGUUUCAAGCCUCUUUGGUACGAUGUCGACCGACGUAUCAAUCAAUCAAAUCGAAGUUUGGAAGCUAUUCCGUGUUCUACCGAGCAAAUCAUUCGGGCGAUUGAUGGCCACUUUUACAUGACGUAUUCGAGCUACGCUCCCAACGAGAGCAUCAUGCAAGAAGGGACCAAUGUCAGUGACUGGCGACGUCGCUACGAAUUUCAGUGCGCCCGAUUCAACACUUCAACUUCGGAAUACGCCAGCUACAUUUACGAUUCCGUGUGGACCUACGCUUUGGCUUUGGACAAACUAUUGACGGGCAACGAAUCCCUGGCAGCCGACUUCCAUACCGAUCACACUACCGAGAGCCUGAGAAGAAUCAUCAACGAGACGGAUUUCGUUGGCGUUUCCGGAAGACUGAGAUUUACUGGCGGGCUGUCUCGCCAUUCUGAUAUCCAAGUCUUUCAAUGGAUCAACAAGUCAAGUGAGCUUCUGGGCAGAUUCCUGCCCGUCGUGCGUUCAAAAUCCUCAAAAUUUGCAACGGGGCAUUCAAACUUCAAUAAAUCGCUCAUCAAGUGGCUGACAUGGGACGGAAAGCAGCCGGUCGACGACCCAGAACCUGGAACCAAUGUUUGCGUUUUGGAAGGAUUGGCACAUUUGUUAAAUGUCGAAUGCGAAGCCGCCAUUGUCGUCGCCAACAUUUUGGGUUUCGGGGUGUUCGCCGGCUGCCUUGUCUGUUUCUUCUUCGUUUUCAAGCGCCGCUACGAACGCAAAGUGGAACAGACGGAAGAAAGAAUGCGUGCGCUCGGACUUCUGUCUUCCGGCACACUUCUAACACUCGACGAAUGGGAAAUACCGCGUGAAAGGAUCGUCAUCAACCGCAAGUUGGGCGAAGGCGCUUUCGGGACUGUCUACGGUGGCGAAGCCUUCUUCGAUGACAAAGGAUGGGUUGCUGUGGCCGUCAAAACACUCAAAGUGGGUUCAACUGUCGAAGAGAAAUUGGACUUUCUCAGUGAAGCCGAAAUGAUGAAGCGCUUCAAUCACAAAAAUAUCGUCCGCUUAUUGGGUGUUUGUACGCGUAACGAACCCGUUUACACAGUCAUGGAAUUCAUUCUCUACGGCGAUUUAAAAACUUAUUUGCUGGCUCGACGUCAUUUGGUGUACGAAAAAAGCCGCGAAGAUUCGGACGAAAUCUCCGGCCGCCGGUUGACGGCCAUCGCCCUAGACGUAGCUAAAGCUUUGAGCUAUUUGGCCGAACUCAAAUACGUCCAUCGGGACGUCGCAUGUCGAAACUGUCUAGUGAACUCGAAUCGCGUUGCAAAGCUUGCUGAUUUCGGGAUGGCACGUCCCAUGUACGAAAACGAUUACUACCGCUUCCAUCGCAAAGGCAUGUUACCCGUGAGGUGGAUGGCGCCAGAAAGCUUAGUAGACGGUCUGUUCACGCCAAUGACUGACAUUUGGUCUUACGGUGUCCUACUCUACGAGAUAAUCACAUUUGGUAGCUUCCCAUUCCAAGGAAUGAGCAACAACCAAGUACUGGGACACAUUAAAAAUGGAUUGACCAUCGACAUCCCAGAUGGAGUUAAACCUCAAUUGGAAACUCUAUUAAAAUCGUGUUGGCAUCGGACACCAUCCCUAAGACCUCAGGCGGCCGAAGUGGUCGAAUUACUGACCAAUAACACCCGGUUGAUUCAGCCAUGUGUAGGCAUCCCGUUAUCAUCAAUCCAGAUAGAGGGGAGCAAUUCUUUAGAAUUACAAUUACCCGCUGCCGUCACCGUCCAUGGCUGUCAAGUACGUAAAUCGAAUUCCGGCGGUAAUAACAAGUUGGGUUCCAGCAGUUUGGCCAGCAAGUUAGCCAACUUGGAUCUUUCCCUGGGCAGUGGGGGCGGAUCUGCCAACAAUAGUGACAGCCUACUCUGUGACCCACUAUUGAUGAACCCCUAUCCCGCAUCUCACUUUGUUACGCAGUACAUCACGCUUCAACACAGGACUUCAGGCGAACAUAUAUACAUAGGGGAAACACGCGAAAAUGGCUCCAGUCAAGUUUGAAUGGAAUUUAAUAAGCAGCGUGUGUUUAACUGAUUAUUUAAUACCUUCCAAGUUAUGUCUAAAUUUGUAUACUCCGUAAGCCCGCCUAAAGAAGUAAAUUAUCGACUGUAUGUGACGCACGUCUAUUAUUCUUGUUUCUUUUUCAAUGUUUGCAACACAUACAAUUGGGCAGCAAUCCGCGAAUCGAUACACGAGGCCCAGCAAUGUCUACGUAAUAACUGUUGCUGAUGAAUAUACGCAUUGUUCAAACGA
Messenger RNA from Daphnia carinata, 4550 nucleotides. Its product is annotated as receptor-type guanylate cyclase gcy-5-like. Lineage: Eukaryota; Metazoa; Arthropoda; Branchiopoda; Diplostraca; Daphniidae. The coding region runs from base 291 to 4298 and encodes 1335 amino acids. Gene Ontology annotation, biological process: positive regulation of kinase activity; cell surface receptor protein tyrosine kinase signaling pathway; protein phosphorylation. Gene Ontology annotation, cellular component: signaling receptor complex. Gene Ontology annotation, molecular function: transmembrane receptor protein tyrosine kinase activity; ATP binding. The transcript has 23 exons. The record is from RefSeq and is a predicted model, not a curated record.